This is a messenger RNA of Aureobasidium subglaciale EXF-2481, 1884 nucleotides long. RefSeq lists its product as uncharacterized. Gene Ontology annotation, biological process: clathrin coat assembly; vesicle budding from membrane; clathrin-dependent endocytosis. The record is from RefSeq and is a predicted model, not a curated record. The transcript is spliced from 5 exons. Gene Ontology annotation, molecular function: phosphatidylinositol-4,5-bisphosphate binding; 1-phosphatidylinositol binding; SNARE binding. Bases 1 to 1884 code for a protein of 627 amino acids. Gene Ontology annotation, cellular component: clathrin-coated vesicle; clathrin-coated pit. Lineage: Eukaryota; Fungi; Ascomycota; Dothideomycetes; Dothideales; Saccotheciaceae.
AUGUCGAGCUCGGUCGAGAAGUCAGUCAAAGGCGGUACCAAGGUCAAGCUUGCACCGCCCAAGUCCAAAUAUGUCGAACACAUUCUCCUGGCCACGUCUGGGGGUGAGGCCGGAGUGGCCGAGAUCUUCCGUACACUGAAGGAACGCCUACGCGACACGACCUGGACAAUCUGCUUCAAGGCCCUGAUCAUUGUGCACCUGAUGAUCAAGGAAGGAGAACGAGACGUGACACUCAAGUACCUGGCCGAUGCUCCUAAGAACCGUCUGGCCAUCAACAGCUAUACCGAUGUCCAGACACAGGGUCAGAACAUUCGACGAUACUCCAACUACCUCAUCCAGCGCGCAGAGUCAUUUGCAGACACCCAUGUCGACCAUAUCCGCAAUCCUGGACGCAUGAAGACCAUCUCGAUUGCAAAGGGUCUGCUCAGGGAGACAGAAGCCAUCCAGGACCAGAUCAGGGUUCUGAUUAAAUGCGAUCCUCUGGAGAACGAGCCCGAGAAUGACAUCUCUUUAAUGGCAUUCCGACUGCUCACCAAAGAUUUGCUCGACCUAUUCACCGCCAUGAACGAGGCUGUCAUGAACAUACUGAGCCAUUACUUCGAACUGUCCAAGCCGGACGCCGAACACGCCAUUGGCAUCUACAAAGCCUUCGCAAAGCAAACAGAUCAAGUCGUCCAAUACCUCAGCAUCGCGAGACAGUACGAACACAUCACCAAGCUCGAGAUUCCCAAGAUCAAGCACGCCCCUACCAGUCUGGCCAACUCCCUGCAAGAAUACAUUGACGACCACGACUUUGAGACCAACAGACGCCAAUAUCUGGCAGAACAGCAGGUCAAGUCUGGCAAGCCGAUCAAGCCUUCCAAGUCUGUCAGCUUCAAUGAAUCAACAAGAGAAAAUGCCACAGCUGCUUCAUCUGCACCGUCUGCCCCAUCUGCUGCUUCUCAACCACCCGCCAAACGCCCUGCUCCCGAUCUUAUCGACUUCUUUGGGUCCAUCGAAGACCAGCAACAGCCCGUGGCUCAGAACCCUGCCCAACAAUAUGGCCAGCCUACUGGUCAGCCCUUCGUUCAAGGCUACGGUCAACCAAUGGUAGACCCAGCAUUCCAGGCAGCUCAGUCGACGAAUCCUUUUGGUGCUCCACAGAAUCCGCAGUUGAUGGCUGCACCUACUGCUCAGAUCCAGCCACAAUUCACUGGUGCCGGCUUUGGUGGAUACGGUCCCCAGCCUCAGCAGCAAGUGCAGCCUCAACAGACUGGCUUUUCAUCUAAUCCAUUCCAACCGGCUAUCCAGCAACCCUUCCAGAGCCCGCCACCUCUGCAACAAUCUACAUUCCCGCAGCAGGACCCUUUUUCUGUGCAGCAACAGCAGCAGCAGCAAGAUCCUUUCGGCAUGCAGCAACAACAACAACAACAACAACAACAACAACAACCACAACAACCCACACAUAUGCAGCCACCACCGCAACAAAUCCAGCCACAGGCAACCAAUCCUUUCCGCCAAUCUAUGAUGCCCACUGGUCAGAUGAAUGGAUUCAUGCAACCUCAGCAGACAGCUCAACCCCAGCAGCGUCAGACCAGUAACCCCUUCGCAAGACUCUCUCCCCAACAAGACCCUAUGCAAACUGGCUUCCAGCAGCAACAGCCGUUACAAGCACAACCUACAGGAACGAACCCCUUCGCGAAGCAAUCUCCUCAAAUACCUCAAGCGACUGGACAAGCAGCAUCCUUCCUUACGCCCGCAGCCACAGGCAGCACCAACCCAUUUAGACAGUCAAUGUUUGUAAAUCAACAAACUGGACAGGGUUGGCAGAACACUCCUCAAGCCAGCAUGGGUGGUUGGGAGCAGCUCGAGACAGUUCCCGUCUUUCCUCGACCUGGACAAUAA